AUGAAAUUCUCCUUCGCUUCGCUCCUGGUGGCUGGAACCACCGUCGCCUCCGCCGCGAACGCCGCCAGUGUCGGCAACGCUGGCAGCGCUGGCAGCACUGGCCUGCCGUCCAUCCCUCAGAGCUGCCUGGAGAUUCCCCAGGUCGUUGGCAACAAGCCCCAGCAGCUGAUGCAGUACUUCCACAAGGAAGUGUGCCAGCAGGGCUGCAAGGCCACUAUCAACCAGCACAACCACUAUCUGCACAACUACGUGAUGCCGCAGAUUAUCAAGGACGUGAACCAGCGCCUGGAGGUCCCCGUGCAGGAGCAGCAGCUGUUCAAUCAGACCAGCACCCAGGUUGUCGCCGCCGUACAGAAGAGCUGUGCUCAGGAGGGCAACAAGCCUCUCUGCAACGAUCUUCAGGGUGUCUUCGACUACGGUCUCUGCGCCUUCAAGGCCUCCCAGCCCAUCCUGAUGAACCACGUCAAGGAGUUUUCCGGAAGCGCCAAGCUCACCGAGGAGAAGUGCAACAAAAUCAAGGCGCUCGACUCCGACCAGACCAUCUGGCAGAAGACCCUCCCCGCCUACGUGGACAAGUUCGCCAAGCAGUGUGCUCAGGGAAAUUAA
Messenger RNA from Aspergillus melleus, 606 nucleotides. RefSeq lists its product as uncharacterized. The transcript has a single exon. The coding region runs from base 1 to 606 and encodes 201 amino acids. The record is from RefSeq and is a predicted model, not a curated record. Lineage: Eukaryota; Fungi; Ascomycota; Eurotiomycetes; Eurotiales; Aspergillaceae.